AUGGCUUCCAAGAUCCCUUCUCUGUCCACCUGUGGAAUGGAAUCCCAGGUGAGAUCAAAACAGCUAAAAGAACAAGCGGAGAGCAGCGGAGAGAGCAGCGGAGAGAGCAGCGGAGAGAGCAGAGGAGAGCCUUUCUCCUCACUGUUGGAAGCUGAUGCAGGUCAUUUCUGUCAUUUGAGCUCUGUAGGUGGGACAGCAGCUUCUCUGCCUCCCUUAAGAUAUGUGAUUGGCACCCAGUGGACUCUGGCAUCUUCAGAAAGUAGCAGAUUACUGACAAAGGAAGCUUGGGACAGAAAGCCCCGCCAGUGGUGGCGCCUUAGGAGGGACCGGGCGCCCCGCUGGCCCCUCGGCCGCCCGGCAGGCCUCAAGGGCGGGGCUGACCCAGCCAGGCGAAAGGGAGUGCCGCGGGUGACGCACUUCCGCCCCGAGCCUUCCGGCUCGCCCGGGACCCCGAGCCUCCUCACCACAACAAUCUCGGGCGCCGUGCGAGCGCCGCGGCCCUGUCCCUGCCCUCCUGCUGCUGCCACCUGCCGCCUGGCCUCGCCGGCGGGGACGGCCCAGCCGCCUUCGGGAGGGCAGGCCGCGUCUGCCGCCCAGUACCCGCUGCCAUCCCGCCGCCCCGCGAGAGCAGGAGGGCGAGCGCCGCGGAGCAGGCAGGAAGGGCGCCGGGCCGGCCUUGCUUGCCUCAGGCUCCCUCAGGCUCCGCUCGGAGCCGCAGCCUUGCUUGCCUCAGGCUCGCUCUCGGCCGCGGCCUUGCUUGUCCCGGGCUUGCUCUCCGGCCGCCGCCCCCGCCGCCGCCGCCUUCUCCUCAAGCUCGCUCUGCGGCCGUUCCCACCCCCUCCCAGGCUCGCUCCCCGGCCGCCGCCUUCCUCCUUCUCCUCCUCCAGCCACGCUCGCUCCCCGGCCGCCGCCCCUCAGCCUCCCCGGCUGCGCCGGUGCUCGCGUAGGGCCUUGUUGCGUUUCAGUUCGGGGGUCGCCGCAGGGGCGGGGCGCCGGGCGGUCCGCCGCGGGCCACCCCUUCGCGGUCGCCCCGGGUCGCCUGCCUGCCUGCCUGCCUUCCUCCGCAGUCCGGAGCCUGGCGGAGCCCAGACCUGGCGGGGACAGCUGCGCACCCGGCCCGGCACCCAGAACCUGCCGCCACCACCGCCACCGUCCAUCGUUGGUACCGGCAAUGGCCUUGGUCUCGCCCGAGGUGCUUGUGACUGAUUGCGA
Mus pahari (shrew mouse) is the source of this 1212-nucleotide messenger RNA. Its product is annotated as translation initiation factor IF-2-like. The record is from RefSeq and is a predicted model, not a curated record. Lineage: Eukaryota; Metazoa; Chordata; Mammalia; Rodentia; Muridae. The transcript is spliced from 2 exons. Bases 1 to 1206 code for a protein of 401 amino acids.